AUGGAUGAUAGCGAGAAUCAAGUUGCUGAUACCAAUACAAGUGUAGGAAAUACAAGCGAUGAUGCCAACAAGAGCAUGACAACGCCUGGUGAUGAUCACGAUGAAACAACAAGUAAAAGUGAUCGCAGAUCGUCUGGUCUGAUCAGAAAGCGAUCCAUGAUCGCCGCCAAGAAUUAUAGUGGUGAAGAUCAAGCAUUAGAUAAAAUUAGUCGUAAGGAUAAACAGGCUGAGUUCCUUGUCAACUGUAUUGUUGCUGUGGUGAUUAAGAAUGGAAAAUGGAACGUCAAUAAUAACUCGACCAAGCCCAACAAAUAUUGCACUGCCAUUCGAUUGCCCGCUCAUGCUUUGAAAUGGUUAUUACUACCAUCUCGACAUGACGGAUAA
Molecule: messenger RNA, 384 nt
Organism: Trichoplax adhaerens
Lineage: Eukaryota; Metazoa; Placozoa; Uniplacotomia; Trichoplacea; Trichoplacidae
Exons: 3
Coding region: 1-384 (127 amino acids)
Source: RefSeq, a predicted model, not a curated record